Messenger RNA from Fukomys damarensis (Damara mole-rat), 924 nucleotides. Its product is annotated as olfactory receptor 6C74-like. Gene Ontology annotation, molecular function: olfactory receptor activity; G protein-coupled receptor activity. The record is from RefSeq and is a predicted model, not a curated record. Bases 1 to 924 code for a protein of 307 amino acids. Gene Ontology annotation, cellular component: membrane. Gene Ontology annotation, biological process: G protein-coupled receptor signaling pathway. The transcript has a single exon. Lineage: Eukaryota; Metazoa; Chordata; Mammalia; Rodentia; Bathyergidae.
AUGAGAAACCAUACAGUGGUAACCACAUUCACUCUUCUAGGACUGACAGAGGACCCAAACUGGCAAAUUGUAGCUUUCUUUUUUCUAUUUUUAACGUAUUUAUUGAGUGUCACUGGGAACCUUAUCAUUAUCCUUCUCAUCUUGCUGGAUCCCCACCUCAAAACACCCAUGUAUUUCUUCCUUCAAAAUUUUUCUUUCUUAGAACUCUCACUGACAACUACCUGUAUCCCUAGAUAUCUAGUCAGCAUAGCAACUAACGACAGGACUAUUUCCUAUGAUGCAUGUUUGACACAAUUAUUCUUUGCCUUUUUCUUUGGUGUGUCAGAGUUUUUCUUGUUAGCUGUCAUGUCCUAUGACCGCUAUGUGGCCAUUUGCAAGCCGCUUCAUUACACAACCAUUAUGAACUACAGGCUAUGUCAUGGGCUGGUUUUUUCCUGUUUUUUCAUUGGUGCAUUAACUAUAACUCCUGGAGCUAUUGUGAGCCAGACUUUGGAAUUUUGUGGUACAAGUAUUGAACACUUUUUCUGUGACUAUUCCCCUCUUCUGAAAAUCUCCUGCACAGACACAAGUGCCAUAGAAUAUGCAAAUUUUAUUUUAGCAAUUUGCACACUCCUGAUUACUUUGACCCUGGUAAUGUCGUCUUAUACAAACAUCAUAAGAACAAUUCUAAAGAUCCCUUCUAGCCAGCAGAGGAAAAAGGCUUUUGCUACCUGUUCCUCACACAUGAUUGUUGUCUCUAUCUCUUAUGGCAGCUGUGUUUUUAUGUAUAUUAAACCUUCUGCAGAGGAAAGGGUAUCUUUAAACAAGGGGGUUGCAGUACUCACAAUUUCAGUUGCACCUGUUUUAAAUCCUUUUAUAUAUACCCUAAGAAAUAAGCAAGUAAUACAAGCGAUAAAAGAUUUAGUCAAAAAAAUGUACCUUUGA